CAUGGUAUGUAACGAACGUUAGUGUGACGUGAGGGGGGUUGUCUCGAUCAGGGGUUCGCCCUGCCUUCUCCUACUUCGUAUCCUGGGCAUGGGAAGAGGUAAAUAGCAGUAAAAGGAAAGGAACUGGCGGUGCCCCGCUUCCCGCCAUCGCUCGAGCUCCGGUGCGUCCAAAUCUUCGCUGGUCUGCCCCCCCUCCUCAGGGCUGAAGUCCUCAUCGGAAUAGUACAUACCGAGCCCACCAAAUUUGUGUCCAGACACUUCACCGGAGCAGGCCUUCCAUUUUGUCAGGUACAAGGUAGGGGCUUGCGUAAAUCUUCACUGCCCCAGAGCUCAACCCCCCGCCACUCUCUCUUUGUGUACAGUACCUGGGUCUUCGACAAGACACCGACUGCUCGCCGACCAUGCCGCCAUUCCGCGCCGAGCACCUGGGCUCUCUCUUGCGGCCCCAGAGGCUGCUCGAAGUGCGAGAGGCCAUCCGUGAGAAGGGCCUCACGCCCGAGGAGGCUGGCCUCCCGGCCGUCGAGGAAGAAGCCGUCGCGCAAGUGGUCAAGCUGCAGCGGGACCUCGGCUUCAAGGCCGUCACCAGCGGCGAGUACAACCGCACCCGCUUUUGGGGCCUCAUGUGGGACGAAUUCGAGGGCACCGUCCGUCUGCAGGAUGCCGAGGCUCCGCUGUUCAGACUCUACCAUCCCGAUGUGGUCAGCCUGAUCGAGAAGGACCGCAAGGUCAUGCCGGGGGACUCGGUCAUUACUGGCUCGAAGCUCAGGCACAAUCCCGAGAAGUCGCAGUCCAACCUCCACGAGCUCCGCCUGGUGCAGAAGUUCCUACCCCAGAGCGAGUGGCCCAACCUGAAGCUCACCGUCAUCACACCAACCUGGUACCACAUGCGGUACAAGCAGGGCCGCGCCUACUCCAAGGACGCCUACGCGAACGAUGCCGAGUACUUCAAGGAUGUGGCCAAGGUCUACCAGGCUGAACUGGACCAGCUCUACAAGGCCGGCCUGAGGAAUGUCCAGUUCGAUGACCCUGGUCUGGCAUAUUUCUGCUCCGACAAAUUCCGCCAGGGGUGGGCCGAGGACCCGGACAACAUCGGCUCGGUCGAUGAUCUCCUCGACGCCUACAUCGAGCUGUACAACGACUGCAUCAGCAAGUUGCCCGCCGACUUCCACACCGGCGUCCACCUUUGCCGCGGAAACUUCAUCGGCGGCAGAUUCUUCAGCGAGGGCGGCUACGACGUCAUUGCCCAGAAGCUGUUCACCAAGCUCAAGGUCAACACGUUCUACCUCGAGUACGACACCGAGCGGGCCGGCGGGUUCGCUCCCCUCAAGUUCCUCCCUAAGGACAAGAACGUAGUCAUCGGGGCCAUCUCGACCAAGGUGCGGGAGCUGGAAGACAAGGAAGAAGUGAAGAGGAGGAUCUACCAGGCCGCCGACGUCGUGGCCGAGGGCAGCGGCCAGACGCGCGAGGAGGCCUUGAAGCGCAUCUCCAUCAGCCCGCAAUGCGGCUUCAGCACCCAUGAGAGCGGCUACCCGCUGAGCGAGGAAGACGAGAAGAAGAAGCUGGCGCUUGUCCGGCAGAUCGCCGAUGAGAUCUGGGGCGAGCCGUGAGAUUCGCAUAUGAGCUAGUAGCUGGGGAAUUGUUAUGGGAGAGGAUGGGGGGUACUCGUUUGUUCGUUCAACACCAAGGGCAGGAGGGAAUCUGGCACCGAGUUGAUGAAAACAAGCACGCGGGUCGGUCUUGGGAAUCAACUUCCAGAUCACUGGGACGGAUGCAGAGCUAAAAAUAAAAUUGGACAAAAUGAUGCGGAAAAACCGCAGAUUCCUAACUACUCUGUUCCCUCGAAUGCAUCCCCACGCACGAUCCCGUGGUAGUUAUGGUAUUGCAUCUGUGUCUCG
This is a messenger RNA of Thermothielavioides terrestris NRRL 8126, 1895 nucleotides long. RefSeq lists its product as uncharacterized. Bases 402 to 1607 code for a protein of 401 amino acids. The transcript is spliced from 2 exons. Lineage: Eukaryota; Fungi; Ascomycota; Sordariomycetes; Sordariales; Chaetomiaceae. Gene Ontology annotation, molecular function: 5-methyltetrahydropteroyltriglutamate-homocysteine S-methyltransferase activity; zinc ion binding. The record is from RefSeq and is a predicted model, not a curated record.